Molecule: messenger RNA, 1017 nt
Organism: Pedinophyceae sp. YPF-701
Lineage: Eukaryota; Viridiplantae; Chlorophyta; Pedinophyceae
Source: the annotation of a GenBank genome assembly
AUGGCCCCGACUCUAGGCGCGCUCGCGUGCCGGCUGGCCCAGCGCGGCCACGCGCGCGCACCGGCCGCCCAGGGCCGCCCGCACAGCCUGCUAUCCAGCCCACGGGCCCGCAGAGCACCCGCGCCGGCCAAUAGGCGCGCGUCGCUCUGCCCGAAGGCCAUCGCGCAGGGCCGGGACGACGACGACUCGCAGCCGUUCCAGCCCUCGACCCCCCUCAAAUACAGGCGCGUGAUGCUCAAGGUCUCCGGCGAGGCCCUCCAGGGCUCCAAGGGCCACGGCGUCGACCCCGAGGUCCUCGGCGCCGUCGCCAAGGAGAUCUGCGCGGCCCACCUCGCGGGCGUGCAGGUCGCCGUCGUCGUCGGCGGCGGCAACUACUUCCGCGGAGCGUCGUCCGCCUGGGCCGGCCUCGACCGCGCCAGCGCCGACUACGUCGGCAUGCUCGCGACCGUCAUGAACGCCGUGUGCCUCCAGUCCGCGAUCGAGUCAAUGGGCGUGCCGUGCCGCGUCCAGACGGCGCUCGACAUCAAGGACGUGGCCGAACCUUAUAUUCGCCGGCGGGCCAUCCGCCACCUCGAGCGCGGCCGCGUCGUCAUCUUCGGCGCCGGCACGGGCAACCCCUUCUUCACCACGGACACGGCCGCGGCGCUGCGCGCGGCGGAGAUCAACGCCGAGGCCCUGCUCAAGGCUACCAAGGUGGACGGCGUGUACGACAAGGACCCGGUCGAGCACCCGGACGCGCGGCGGUACGAGCGGCUGCCGUACCGGACGGUGUCGCAGGAGAACAUCGGCGUCAUGGACGAGACGGCCGUGACGCUGUGCAAGGAGAACGGGAUCCCGGUGGUGGUGUUUGACUUGUACCGGGACGGGAACAUCACGAAGGCGUGCCGCGGGGGCACGGUGGGGACGACGGUGUCGGAUGAUCCGGAGGUGGUGAUGGUGGACGGGGAGGGGUCGCAGGGGGCGGGCGUGGGGGAGGGGUGCGGGGACGCGGGCGGGCGGGCGAACAGGCGGGCGUGA